AUGGCGGCGCCGCUGGAGGAGUACGAGAAGGAGGCGGGCUGCGUCCCCAUCCUGCACCCGGAGGAAAUAAAACCUCAAAGCCAUUACAACCAUGGAUACAGUGAAUCUCUUGGACGGAAAAGCCACAUUGAUGAUUACAGCACCUGGGACAUUGUCAAAGCCACACAAUAUGGAAUAUACGAACGAUGUAGAGAGUUGGUGGAAGCUGGUUAUGAUGUUCGACAACCAGACAAAGAAAACGUAACGCUUCUCCACUGGGCUGCAAUCAACAACAGGAUAGAUCUGGUGAAAUACUAUAUAUCAAAAGGUGCUAUUGUUGAUCAGCUUGGGGGAGAUUUAAAUUCUACCCCACUUCACUGGGCAACAAGACAGGGUCACUUAUCCAUGGUGGUACAGCUGAUGAAAUAUGGGGCAGAUCCGUCGCUAAUUGAUGGAGAAGGAUGUAGCUGUAUUCAUUUGGCUGCCCAGUUUGGACAUACUUCGAUUGUUGCUUACCUGAUAGCAAAGGGACAGGAUGUUGAUAUGAUGGAUCAAAAUGGAAUGACACCUUUAAUGUGGGCUGCUUACAGAACACACAGUGUGGAUCCAACACGAUUACUACUUACAUUUAACGUUUCAGUUAAUCUGGGAGACAAAUAUCACAAAAACACAGCAUUGCACUGGGCUGUGCUAGCAGGAAAUACUACAGUUAUUAGUCUUCUUUUAGAAGCUGGAGCUAAUGUUGAUGCUCAAAAUAUUAAGGGAGAAUCACCACUUGAUCUUGCAAAACAGAGGAAGAAUGUUUGGAUGAUCAAUCAUUUACAAGAAGCAAGACAGGCAAAGGGGUAUGAUAGUCCAUCCUUUCUGAGAAAACUAAAAGCAGAUAAGGAAUUUCGUCAGAAGGUGAUGCUGGGAACUCCUUUCCUAGUUAUUUGGCUGGUUGGGUUUAUAGCAGACCUAGACAUUGAUUCUUGGCUCAUUAAAGGGCUGAUGUAUGGUGGCGUUUGGGCUAUGGUACAGUUUCUUUCAAAGUCAUUCUUUGAUCACUCCAUGCACAGUGCACUGCCUCUUGGAAUAUAUUUGGCAACAAAAUUCUGGAUGUAUGUGACAUGGUUCUUCUGGUUUUGGAAUGAUCUCAAUUUUUUCUUUAUACAUCUUCCGUUCCUUGCUAAUAGUGUUGCACUUUUCUACAAUUUUGGAAAAUCCUGGAAAUCUGAUCCAGGAAUCAUCAAAGCCACAGAAGAACAAAAGAAAAAGACAAUAGUAGAACUUGCAGAGACAGGAAGUCUGGACCUCAGUAUAUUCUGCAGUACCUGCUUGAUACGGAAGCCAGUGAGGUCCAAACACUGUGGUGUUUGCAAUCGAUGUAUAGCCAAGUUUGAUCACCACUGCCCCUGGGUGGGGAACUGUGUAGGAGCAGGGAACCAUCGCUAUUUUAUGGGAUACCUGUUCUUCCUGCUUUUUAUGAUCUGCUGGAUGAUCUACGGAUGUAUCUCUUACUGGGGUUUCCACUGUGAGACAAGUUACACAAAGGAUGGAUUUUGGACCUAUGUUACACAGAUUGCUACCUGUUCUCCAUGGAUGUUUUGGAUGUUUUUAAACAGUGUGUUUCACUUCAUGUGGGUGGCUGUGUUACUCAUGUGUCAGAUGUAUCAGAUAUCUUGCUUGGGUAUCACUACAAAUGAAAGGAUGAAUGCAAGAAGAUAUAAGCACUUUAAAGUUACAACCACAUCUAUUGAAAGCCCGUUCAACCAUGGAUGUAUAAGGAACAUUAUAGACUUCUUUGAAUUCAGAUGCUGUGGUCUUUUUCGGCCUGUUAUUGUGGACUGGACAAGGCAGUAUACAAUAGAAUAUGACCAAACUUCAGGAUCAGGCUACCAGCUAGUGUAGCACCACCUUCAUCCUGUGAGCAUAUCAUACUGAGUGGUGCCUGAAAAAUUUUCUCUCUCUCGACUCCGCAUCCCUUGAAGAGUAGCAUGCUAUGUGUAGGGCUGAUGAUGAAUCAUAAAGGUACCUUCUCUUCAUCAGAAUUUUAUUAACAAAAGUAAGAAUGGACAGAAUAAACUGCCAACCCUGAUAAGGAAGAGGAGGAAGAUCCAAAAGGGAUUUUAACAGUUCUUAACAUGAGAAUUAUUCAUGACAACAUAUUCACAGUAUUUGUUAUCAGGUUUUUUAUUUAAGGUCUUUCACAAAGGAGCAUGAGAUUAUUGAAGUAUUGACAUAAGUAGUUACAUUGUGCUGAGCAGAAAAAUUUGUAUCCCAAUAUCAGUAAUUCCACUGAAACAAGAAUCUAGAAUAUAAAGCUAAAUUUCCUGAUACAGAGUUCACUGAUCGCUAUGUUGUAGUUCCUGUAAUGUGAUUUUUUAAUACAGAUUUUCUGUAGCAAGAUGUUCAUUGAAAAAUGUGCUUUUCAGUACUGUUAAAAACAUCCUAUGGUGGGGAUCCGCUCUAACAUGUUAAGUUAUAGCAGUAGGGCACGAAAUGUUGAGUAAAUAUAUGUUGCCCACGUUUUUUGGUGAAUGUUUUUGCCACCAGUUAGUGGUACAACUAAAUAUUUGUAAUUACCCUGUUCUGAAAUAAUGUAGUCUGAAAUAAACAACUGCGCCAAUAAGGAAAGCUUUUCUGUCCAAGUUAAAGCCGUGCUUAAAUGCAUGAUACACCUGUGAAAUUAGUUUACAGUAUAUAAUGUUCAGGGGGGAAAAAAGUGGGGAAAAAAUAAUUAUCUUUGAAGUAAUUGUAUAAGCAACUUACAGACUAGCAAUGUUUUAGUAUUAGGUUUGACCCUCACGCACAGUGCAGUGUAUUUGGAGACAUGUUGGAAGGGAAAUUACAUGGGGGGAUACCACAGAUGUACAAGCAAAUGUCUCACUUAUAAAAAGACAGUUUUAAAUUGAAUGCAAUUGCAGCAGAAGAACCGAAAGUUGCCUGAAAUGCUUAUUUCAUUUGAAUGUGAAAUAAUGGAACCCAGACUUUUAACAAAAACAAAAAAUUAAGAAUCCCCAUAGCAGCACGUGCACACAGAAAAUGCAGAGCAGUGUUCUGAAGAAGAUGGUGUAUUGGCACGUGGAAAUCACCCUUAAUUUUUGUUUUUAAGUUCUCAUGCUACAGAUGUGUUUGGAAGGUUUUUGUAUUCUUUGAUGUCCACAAGAUUUUUUUCAAUUAACGUGUAAAACUGCAUCACUACAUUUUAAGCUGUGGAUUUUUUUGUAUAUUAUUUAUAACUGUGCCAAGUAUUAUUUUAAUACUGUCGAGAUCUUGAUGUGUAUUACAUUGUGAACAAAAAAAAAAUCUGUAAAAUGUUUAAUAAACUAGCU
Messenger RNA from Cinclus cinclus, 3293 nucleotides. RefSeq names its product zinc finger DHHC-type palmitoyltransferase 17 (gene ZDHHC17). The record is from RefSeq and is a predicted model, not a curated record. NCBI's taxonomy places the organism in Eukaryota, Metazoa, Chordata, Aves, Passeriformes, Cinclidae. Gene Ontology annotation, molecular function: protein binding; palmitoyltransferase activity. Bases 1 to 1869 code for a protein of 622 amino acids. Gene Ontology annotation, cellular component: Golgi membrane. The transcript has 18 exons. Gene Ontology annotation, biological process: protein palmitoylation.